GUCGCUGUCAUUCGUUCAGUUGCUUUCGUUCGUGUCGGACGUGCGUGCGUCGUAGGUACGAGUGAACUGGCACUUUUCUCUGGUUUUUGUGCAGUUUCUGCUGCUGCCUUUUUUGUCGUGCGUGCGGAUACCAGCAAAACAACGCAACAAAGUUUGGGCGAAUUUCCGUCUCCAGUGUCGUCAUUCGCGUCGCGUCGACCACUGCAAUCCUCCUCCGUCCGUGCGGUCCCGAACGACGCGUUACAGUAGGAUCACGGUGAAAUCCGCGGCGCGAGUGUGGUGGUGCCCUGCCCUAUAAUCUCCAAUUGGGAAGAUCUCCAGCUUUGGAUUGAAAGUUUACUGCGCUGCUGUGCGAGCGAUAAGUGUGGGGAAGUCCCCUGCCAAAGUGGAAAUAGGUCCUAUGUGAUGUGGAGUUAUUGUGCCCGCUGAAUAUAGAUCAAUAAUUUGCAUGGUUUCGAUCUGCGGGUGGUUUGUUUACCUGCGGAACUGAGCGAAGUGGUUCCUGCUUUGUGAUUUACGUAAACAAGAGAGCGAGGAAGAGGUUGCUGUGGCGAGUAGAAAUGACAGCAAUCGUCGCGGAAGGUCAGAUCUGAAAAAAAGAGCUCUCGAAUAACGAAGUGAAAAUUCCAUCAGAGGCAAUUGUGUGCGGGGAAUUUGUGUUUGAAAGUCACUAACAAGGAAGAAGGCAUUCAGAAAAAAGCUCUUCACAAUGGAAACUUCAAGGGAGGCAGAAAUGGAUGAAAACACCGAACUGGAUCCGAGAAUUCAGAUCGAACUAGAAAAUCUCAACACAGCAACGGAUGAUAUUAACAAGUUGGAGAUCGAGCUAGAGGAAGCGAAAUCAACCUUCCGGAUUCUGAUGAACGAGUCCACCCGGCGGCUGAAGCUAUCGUCCAAGAAGCUGGGCAGCUGCAUCGACAAGGCCCGCCCCUACUACGAAGCGCUGGAAAAGGCCAAAGCGGCCCAGCUGCAGUGUCAGGCGGCGGCGAUCAAGUACCAGCGGGCGAACGAGAUCCACGCGGCGGCGAAGGAAACGGUGGCGCUGGCGGAGCAGCGCUUCAUGAGCAACUCCCACGAGUGGCAGUUCGAUAACGCCUGGCAGGAGAUGUUGAAUCACGCCACGAUAAAGGUGAUGGACGCCGAAAAGCAGAAGGCAGAGAGCGGAGCCGAACACCAGAAGAAGGCAAAAGUGUUCCAGGAAGCAGAACUGAAAGUACAACAUUUGGAGGAGCGCAACCGGCGGAGUAUCCAAAAGUCGAGGCCAUACUUUGAGGAGAAACAGCUAUGCCAGGAGCAAUUGGAAGCCCAAAAAGGGCGCAUCCAGCAGCUGGAGGAUCAAAUUUCCGCAGCGAAAACUGCCUACGGAACGGCUCUGCGAAAUCUGGAGCAAAUCAGCGAGGAGAUCCACAAGCAACGUGGGGAUCUGAGUCUGGCGGCCCCAUCCGGUCCUCGGGAACCGGGCGUGGGGGCCGAACUGUCCAACCUGCCUCCGUCGACCAGUUCGAUGAAACUGAGUUCGCCGGGUGCCAGCAGCACCACCAGUGGCUAUCACAACUUCAGCAGCAAUAUGCCAGACAUAUCGACUGAGCUGGACAAGUGCGAGAUCCACUCGGUGGGAAGCACCUCGUUGGCCACCAGUUCCGCCGUCAGUGAGAAGGAUCCCACGGAAGAUGACGACUACAUGAACGACGCAGAUCUGAACCUGGAAUUGCUCCGACAGAAGGUGAAAACCUUGGCAGUCCGUCCGGUGGAAGGUGGCGAUGGCCAACAGCAGGAACAGGACGUCUGGGAGCAUGAACUGAACGCUACCGUAGACAAACUGGAUCACCUGAUGAUGCUGCGCGAGUGCUCGGCCAGCAGCCUCAAUGGAGCUUCCCCAACGGCGGCCAGCUAUGCCGCAAGCCUGCCAACCACGCCGAAACACCACCAGCACCUUUCGCCGGUCCUAGCGGAGAAGCAGAAGAUUAAGAUGUUCAAAAAGCUGGAUCCCCUCCCGCUGGCCAACGUUUCCAUGUAUGCGCUUCCAACGUAUCUGAGCAGUAGUAGUAGCACCGGCAGCAGUGGGAUGACUCCCUCCGGCACGGGUAUCGUUCCUUCAGUUCCUAUCGGGGGGCACCAUCCGGAUCUGGUGACGCCUCGCAACGAGUCGGUCGCGUUGGGUCCGACCGUUGGGUUCAAGAGCAAACGGAAGAUGUCCAUGUAAAAUUGAGCUAAGUUAGGUUGAUAAGCAAAUCUUCGACUGACAACAUAUGAAAGACCGCGCGGGGUCCACCCAAAUUGGUGUGCCGAGUGGUUCCUAUCCGAGUUGUGCGAAUAGGGCGGCGCGGUCCCCGCCUCCGGCUUGUAUGGUCGUGUCAUACUAACAUUAACGGUAUAUUUUUUUUAACAGUAUGAUAAGUUUAUUCGCUUCGCGUUUUUCGUAUAUUUUGUUCACUUUCUACGGUUUUACUAGGAAUAACGAAAUGGAAGGGAGUAGUGACAACAAAAACGUCUGCCAACAUAGAAGAAAUGUGGAAAACGAGUGGUGAGAUCUGAUUCAAUGGUCUGUAAUAGAUUGGAAAGUGUUUCAUUCAAUAUCAAACCAUGGAAAAUACUUCAUAGAAGAACUCAGCACGUCUUUUAGUGAAUUCAAGAUUUAUCAAAGAGUUGAAAAUGUACUUCCAGUAUAUUCAUAUUUUCAUCCGUUUUAUUCGAAUUGUUUCUUGUAAAAUUAUAAAAUUUCAUGAAUGAAACACUUUUUUAGAUUAGUGUAAUCUAGGACACAUUGAUUCCACUGUCUAACAAGUCUUGUUCAUCAACGAAAGCCACAUGAAUCACCACUGUUUUCGUCGAAUAUGUGUUGCCCACUACCCGGAUUUUGUAUAUAUUUUCGUGAACUAUUUUAUUAGCAACGUGAUAUACAUUUACCUUUCACAGACAAUUGGCAUUUAUAAACUUGAGUUGCACCCUCAACAAUCUUAUUGAUUGUUUAACUAUAUUCUUAAGAAUACAGUUUUUGAACCCUAAAUAACUGGAUAGGAUUUGAAUAUUUCGAUACGUGGAAUCUUAGGAACUAGUUACUGAUGAAUUUCGUCGUCCUCAUGACGUUUCUCCAAUACUUUCUCCCACAAUUACUUGAGGGGUUUUUCGGAUUUCCUUCCAGAGAGAGUUCUUUAGGAAUUUCUCUUUGGAUGUCUUCCGGAGUUUUUGCCGGGAGAAAUCGCAGGAAAAAAAUCUAGGAGAAAUCCUACAAGGAAUUUUGGGAGAAGAAAAAUCGCAGAAGAACCUACACAGAGAACCCUAGAACCCAGAAAAAAACUCUGUUAAGAACUCCAGGAGAGAUCCCGUGGAAAAUUCCGGGAGAAAUCUGUGAGUAAUGAGCAAAUGUCUAGGAGAUAUCUCGGUAUACACUCCUGCAGAAAUCUAGGAAGAACCUCUGAGAGUAAUCUUACACGAUUAACUCCAGGGAAAACAUCCGGGGUUAUAACUGACGAAAUCUUGGGAGAAACGUCGGUCGAGGAUGAAUUUCGAUUGAACUCCAGAACGACAGUGUCUCAUGUUUCAUAAUUUCAAGUGUUUCAAGAUACACACAUUCUUCAACAACUUCAAGCAUUUCCCCUGUCACUACCUUACAAACUAACAUCACUGAGCCUCUGCCUCUGUCUCUACCCGCAAUCAUGUACUUCGUCUUGACAUAGUUUACUGUCAAACCUAUCCUCGCUGUCUCCCUCUUCAAAGGAACAAAAGCUUCCUCCACUGCCCUACUAUCGAUGGGGAUAAGAUCAACACCCUCUGCAUUGCUGAGUGCAACAUUGAACAAUAAAUACUGCACUAAAACAUAAACUACAUUUUUAAGGAGAAGAGUUACAUGAUUUAGAGUUGUUAGGAGUUGUGAAUGUUAUCUAAGGUUCCGAGUUUCCACGUUCUUAAGAAUUAUGUCUUUUGGUUAUUUACGUGCUAUGUAUUGAUUGUUCAAUUUAUUUUCUUCUGAGUCUUGAUUAGCAAUCAACAACCCGACAGACACGUUUGCAAACUUUAUCCGGCGUUCGACACAAACAGUUACCUUAGAAAGCAAUCUACCUACUGCUAGACAAAACAAGAAUGAAAAUUAAUACACUUUGUUCAGUACAAAACUCAAACCGUAUACUCGAAGCAUACAACUCACGGUAAUAUUACAACCAAAAAUCACACAUAUUGUAGCAAAAUCGAAUGAAAUCUAUUUUUUCACCACAACCUGGUUUUAACAACGCAUCCUUUAGAAACGGUAGGGCAAAGCAGUGCACUGUUAUCCGGCGCAAAACCGCCACCCAUAAUUUCGAAAGUAAUGUUGUAGUAGUAGAUAACACAAAUGUACGCUUUCGAUCCGCUAUCCAUAACUACCUAACUAAAGCAGUAGAGAUCGAAAGCAGUGAGAAGGCUUCACCUCAAAAUGAAGUCAAAGCUUUAUUACUAUUAUUAACCAGAAAGUAAGUGUAGGGAAAUUUCGGUCGUCACAACUAUGAAAUCGUCACCAGAUCGCGAUAAUCGCGAUUGGUUUUGGAGAUGAAAUCCAACCCGGACUUUUGUGUAUCGUUCGUUGGUACAUGCAAGAUUAUCAAUCAGAAACAAUACAGUUUGUUCAGUACGGUAUCUUAGUAGAAAUUAGAUCGGUUUUAAUUACGUUGAACAAUGAGAUGACACUAAAACAAAGAGUUGAAAUGGUUUUGAAACAUUUAAAACACAGACAGACUAUUAAAUAGCAUUAGGCUAAACAGUUUUAAAAGAGAAGACAAUUUUAUGGUUUGGUUUUGUGCAUAAAACAAGAUACCUGUCGCUGUCCUGAUAUAUGAACCUGAUAUGUUUUGGGUUUUCGUCGGAAAAAAAUAUCCAUUUCAAAUUGAUGAAACACCAGCAACAGUUCUGGAAGUGGAUUUCCGUCUGAGCAUGAGUGAAUGUAUCAAAGGGAUUGUCGAACAUUUCGAUCAAUCCAACCGAGAAUAUGGAAUAAAAACUGAAUUAGUGCAUA
Messenger RNA from Aedes albopictus (Asian tiger mosquito), 4984 nucleotides. RefSeq names its product SH3 domain-binding protein 5 homolog (gene pcs). The transcript has 5 exons. Gene Ontology annotation, molecular function: protein kinase inhibitor activity. The record is from RefSeq and is a predicted model, not a curated record. Gene Ontology annotation, biological process: intracellular signal transduction; negative regulation of protein tyrosine kinase activity. The coding region runs from base 710 to 2203 and encodes 497 amino acids. Lineage: Eukaryota; Metazoa; Arthropoda; Insecta; Diptera; Culicidae. Gene Ontology annotation, cellular component: cytoplasm.